AUGUCGUACGCCUACUAUCAUCAAGCCCCCGGCUGGGGGUCCAAUCAGUUCCAUUUCGGGGCACCACCUGCUCCCACAUUUCAGCCUCAGCCAUCUUGGGGUGGCAUUGAUUAUUACCGUGCCCAUGCCUUGAAUCAGGCUGAUCCUGCUCAUUCAACGAAUUCGCUAUCUCCUUCUACGUCUCCAUCACUCAGACACCUCUUUGAUAAUGCCUGGAAUCGUGUCAGAGAUUUUAGUUCCAAUUCUGGAGGCCUCGGUGUAGGCAUACACGAAGCCCGACAUUGGCACUCUCGUGCCUACGGUGGUUUGGGGACUUUCCAGGGUGAACUCAACCAAAUGCUUCCACAAGAAAUAGGCCACGCUGCUGCUUACGAAGCCUAUCGUACAUGGAUUCACAAUAGCUCCAUUUACGAACCGCUGAGUGGCGACUUUGAAAGGCAACGAGAGGCUCUCAUCGGUCUUGCUGUAGCGGAAUGCUCGCGGUUACUGAGCUAUACCUCCCGCGGCAUGGACAAUUACGCUCGUUCAGCCGCAGCAGACGCUGCAGCGAUGACCGCAUCGAUAAUAUUUUAUUGGGCAAGUCAUCAUUUGUUUUCCUCAUACUUCAACAAUUAA
Molecule: messenger RNA, 615 nt
Organism: Desarmillaria tabescens
Lineage: Eukaryota; Fungi; Basidiomycota; Agaricomycetes; Agaricales; Physalacriaceae
Exons: 6
Coding region: 1-615 (204 amino acids)
Source: RefSeq, a predicted model, not a curated record